AUGACAGCAUCCCAACGAGCCUCCGACACGACAUACACAGCAGCCUUCGGAUCCUCAGACUACCCAUUUCUGAGAAGCAUCAGUCCACCCUUACGAACCUUCUCCGAUGCCGCCGCCACGCCAACAUCCCAUGUCCGAAUCCUCGCCGCUAUCAAGCACGAACACCGCGAACUCGAGUCCCACAGCCGCAAAAUCAUCAAUUCCACAAGCCCAGAUGAGCAAACCCGCUACCAAAAUCAAUUUACCUGGGAACUGGCUCGCCACACUAUAGGCGAGGAGCUUGUCGCUUACCCAACAUUAGCGGAAUACGUUAAGAACGGCCAGGCAUUAGCCGAUAAGAAUAGAGCCGAGCACCAGGAUCUGAAAGAGCAAUUGAAGAUGUUCCAGGGCCUCCGAUCUACAGAUCCGCGCUUUGUACCGACACUCCAGGCGCUGAUGGGCGAUUUGGAGAAUCACAUUCGUACGGAGGAGGCUGAUUUUGCGCGAUUGGAGGCAGUUCUCUCGCAGGAGGAUAGUGAGGCGUUGACGCACGCAUUCGACCGGACAAAGAUGUUCGUCCCGUCUCGAUCGCAUCCACUAGCACCCAAUAAGCCGCCUUUUGAGACUGCUGUGGGCCUUUUGACGGCGCCGGUGGAUAUGGUUGCUGAUAUGUUCCGCAAAUGGCCUCAUCCGGUGGAGGAGGGGAAGCACAAGAUGUCUGUUUUUAAGUGA
Penicillium argentinense is the source of this 711-nucleotide messenger RNA. RefSeq names its product HHE domain protein. The coding region runs from base 1 to 711 and encodes 236 amino acids. NCBI's taxonomy places the organism in Eukaryota, Fungi, Ascomycota, Eurotiomycetes, Eurotiales, Aspergillaceae. The record is from RefSeq and is a predicted model, not a curated record. The transcript has a single exon.